Daphnia magna is the source of this 1358-nucleotide messenger RNA. Its product is annotated as ataxin-3. Bases 139 to 1140 code for a protein of 333 amino acids. The record is from RefSeq and is a predicted model, not a curated record. The transcript has 4 exons. Gene Ontology annotation, molecular function: cysteine-type deubiquitinase activity. Gene Ontology annotation, cellular component: nucleus. Gene Ontology annotation, biological process: protein deubiquitination. NCBI's taxonomy places the organism in Eukaryota, Metazoa, Arthropoda, Branchiopoda, Diplostraca, Daphniidae.
AAUACUAGACUAAAAAUCAGAAAGGCAACGCUUUGUUGUGAAAUCCUAACAUUCUGAGGAACUGAACUGAAUUGCUAUUAAGAUAAUAAGUUUGACAGCCGGAAGAAAGAUAUUUGUUUUGGUUAUUUCAAUUUUGAAAUGGAUGUAAUAUUCCACGAAAAGCAACAAGGAUCGUUGUGCGCACAACAUUGCCUAAAUGCGCUUUUACAGGGGCCUUACUUCACAGCUGUGGAUCUUGCAACUAUAGGACACCGUUUUGAUGAGGAGGAAAGGGCUCGAAUGGCUGAAGCUGGAGUUUCCAGUGAUGAGUACAAUCGGUUUCUUCAAGAACCAUCAUCAAAUGUGGAUGAUAGUGGCUACUUUUCUGUUCAAGUUAUCUCUGAGGCUUUAUCAGUCUGGGGGCUGGAACUAAUCCCAUAUAAUUCUUCUGAUCCUCGUGCAGCUGUGGCUAGACAGUGUCCCAUGAAUGAAAAUGCCUUCAUUUGUCACUAUAGAGACCAUUGGUUCUCAAUUCGUAAGCUGGGCAGACAAUGGUUCAAUCUGAACUCCAUCCUCUCAGGCCCUGAGCUCCUGUCAGACACAUACCUGUCUCUCUUUUUAGCCCAGCUGCAGACCGACAAGUACUCAAUCUUCAUAGUUGUGGGAGAUCUGCCUAGUUGUGAGGCGGACAAGGUUCUUGCUUUGGCUCCUCUCUCUCCCCGCCAUUUCCGGAAAGCUCCAACCAAGAAGCAAGAGCCAGAAGAGGAUGAUGAACAAUUAAAAGCUGCGCUGGCCAUGAGCUGGAAAGAAAUGGAAGAAGGAGACGACCAAGAAGCCCUAAACAAAGCCAUACUGCAAAGUUUGCAAAGCAGCCAGCCAAUCAUCGAGCCGCAGCCGGUAGCCAGGGCACCACAAGUAAAUUUCAACGCCGCCGUUGAUGACGAUCUGAGACGCGCCAUAAGUUUAAGUUUGGGAGGUGAUCAAGAAGAGUCUUGUUCAUUGACAGCUGCAGAAGCUUCCACAUCGUCAGCUGCAGAAGCUUCCACAUCGUCAGCUGCAGAAGCCUCAACAUCAUCAGCCAUUACAGACUCGAUUGAGUUUAUUCGACAAAGACGGCUUCUCCGAUUAGAACAACCGACGGCAUCGCCAAAUAACCCUUGAUUUCAUCUUCUUUUAUUUGUCUUUCAUGUAACUAUGUUUUCUCUGUUAUAAUAUUCAAAAAAAAAAGGAAAAAAUUCCUUCGUAUGAAACGGAAUAACGUGUUGUCGAUACGACCUGUGUUAUAUGCUGCUUCGAUCUUCUUCAUGAAGUCCUAAGCUAACAAUCUUACAACUAACAAUUUGUUGAUGAAUACAGAUCGCAAAAGCGACUAUAUGAAA